Molecule: messenger RNA, 2075 nt
Organism: Glossina fuscipes
Lineage: Eukaryota; Metazoa; Arthropoda; Insecta; Diptera; Glossinidae
Exons: 4
Coding region: 1-2010 (669 amino acids)
Biological process (GO): cilium organization
Cellular component (GO): ciliary basal body
Source: RefSeq, a predicted model, not a curated record
AUGUCAUUGAAUUUCAGUGCCAAUCAGUUCGAAAAAGCUUACACCGCAAACCGGUUAGGAAAUUGGGAAUUGCCGAAAUGGUAUCCUCCGCGACCCAGAACCAAUCGUGGUGCCACCAAAUUUGUCGCAAACGAUCGCGGCCAUUUGCUUGAUUGCGCCAAAAUAGUUAAUCAAAAUCCAUGGGGUUAUUUCCGAAGUACAUAUGAGUUGCCCGAUAAAUUGACGAGAGAGUUUGCCGGAAAGUAUCAUGAAUGUAUGCUUACGCGCUAUAAAUGGCGAAGUUUCCCUCGGAAAGCUAUUGUCUGCCACGAAGGCAGAGCACCCUCGCCAAAGUUAGAGGAACUUUACAAAAAGCCAAAAUGCCCCACAAAAUGCGAAACCAUAGAACCGCUACUGCGUUCUGACAAGGUCGUGCUGCAUCCAUGCGAAAAGAAACCAGAACCUCUUGAUUUGGAAUAUACACCGGGUGAUCUUACACCCUAUACUCAGCAACAUCCGUCACGUCAACACCUAUUAGAUAAUAAAUAUCGUCGCGACCAUGGGUUAGAACCUGAGCUGACACUAAAUAAAUUGUAUUUAGCCGAACCGAAACCAGAAACUUUUAAUGUAUGCGAUGUAAAAUUGUUGUCACCUUUACCUCAGUCAAGGGGUUUUGUAAACUCUUCAUUAUCACCUCGAGUAAAUUCGCAAGAUUUAGGCACUUGUAACGACGACCUUCACGACCUCUUGGAUAAAGAAAGGAAACAAAAAAUGCCGGCGGCGCGUUCAAUUACCGAAAAACCUAAUGAACGUUGCCCUUCCCCUGUAGUACCGGCAUAUGCCAAUUUCGAAUUGGCCAAACGUAUGCAUCAGGAUAACUUAGAUCAUCAACCAUUACCAGAUUGCAUAACAGAUGCCGCCUUUCGUAAGUUACAGUUGGAUGGUUCAAAUCUCGAUUUGGAUUUGGCGCCUAUAGCAACGGGGGUGGGUGUCAAAACCUACAAAGCCGGUCCUACGCACUGCACAAAAAUGAAAAUAUAUCGUCCAAAAACCAGCGGCCCGAAAAGUCGGAUUUGCAAUGCGGACGAUAAUUUGAGGUCAUUUUCGGCAACAGGAGCUGAGAAGAAGAAAAUAGGUGCUAUGGAUUUGGCCAUUUGUUGGGAUUAUAAACCAACUCAAGAACCCCUACCUGCACGUCAUAUAGAUGGCACCAACGAAUCAGCUGGCCCGGCCGUAUUUACUUGCGUUAAAACACCUUCUGAAGGAUCUCCGCAAAAUACUGGUCGCUCGGAAGGGGUUUUUAGUAACACGCUGGGAGAGGUGGGAUUUUUCGAGAAAGAUCUAUUAAGACGAAAGCUGGACUUUUCGGGACGUCGUCUAGAUCCCUCUGUGAACGAGGAUUCUCAGUUAACUCUAUGCCGUCCAAUAUCGCGUUAUCGAGGCGCUUCGCGUGACGAUCCAGCCUACAUUGAUCGCCACGGUACGCCUUUGAAUAGUUAUAACAAACAAUAUCAAUCUACUCCAAAUAUAUUAAAUGAUCAGGAAUAUAAAGCGUUGCGUGAAAAAUACUUGGGAGACGAGUCUGACAUACUCCAGGCACCUAAAGAGUCCGCCUGUAAACGUAACAAUUUUUUAACGAAAGCACGUUCUAGGUUUUGUCAUAAAGUUGGACCCACACCGACAUGUUGUAAUCAACACUGUGAGCCCCCUUUGCGACGAAUUCCUUGCAAGGCAGCUUUUCGCGCUGGUAUACCACAUUACAAUGCCGCCGGAGAUAUGCUUAGUAGUGAUAGUGGUUGCAGUUCGGGCAGUCGCCAUUCGCAGAAAGUUUUGGUGAUUCCGCGUCCCCGAGAGCCUUACGCAAAAAGGAAUUAUAACAUAGGUACAUUGGUGCCGCCGUUCAAAACUUUUGGUGGCGGUGCCAAAGAGGUAGGCUAUCCCGAACAUUGGCGUUUAGCCAGCGUCUAUCAACAUGCCUAUAAGCCUGUAGAACAUCGAAGAAGGCCUCUACUUCAUAGUGUAUAUAAAUAGAUCUUAGUAAAAACGAAGGAGGCUGAAUUGUGAAACUCCUUUCAACUUUAUUGUGCUUUUUUUAG